AUGUCCAUUAGACAAAGAACCGCUGGAGCAGAAGACACAGGCAGUGGCAGCAAAACGAUGGAACGUCCAGCCACUCAAUCGACGAAUCGACUUUCUUUCUAUCAUGAAUUAGAAGAAUGGCAACAGGAUAAUCAUUACAUUAGAUCAGGGUAUGUGAAAGGAACAAAUAGUUUCCAAGAGUGUUUGAAAUCAUUGCUGUACCUCCACAAUGAGACCGUCAACAUUUACUCCCAUCUUAUUCCUUCAAGCAUGAUAAUGGCGGCAGUUAUAUAUUAUGUCAACUACCAAUUGACAAUUUACCCUAAUUACUUGGGAUUCUGGGAAAAACUUAAUUUUUUUCAAUUUGGAUUAGCUAGCACCCUCUGUAUGUUCAUGUCAUCUACAUUCCAUUGUGUUAAAGCCCAUUCCCACCGGGUUUCAAGAAUUGGAAAUCAGUUGGAUUAUUUUGGUAUAGUCAUUUUGAUCACCUGUUCGUUAAUUUCGAUUAUUUUGUUUGCAUUCUAUGAUAACCCAUUCUGGAAGUAUGCUUUUGUUGGACUAUUCUUGACUCUUGGUUCCAUUUGUACGGUUGUUACUCUUGAUCCUAAAUUUUCAACGAAUACCUAUCGUCCAUUUAGGUCGCUCAUGUUUAUAUUGUUUGGCUUAUCGGGGGUAUUUCCAAUAAUUGCUGCCAUCAAACUAUACGGAUAUCAAAACGCACUUGAACGGUCUACGGCCAGAUGGCUUGUUUUGGAAGGGUUCUUCUAUAUAUUUGGGGCUACUUUAUAUGCAAUGAGGUUCCCAGAAAGAUGCACCCAUAAAGACAUGAGCGAAGAGGAACAUUCGUUAUUGGAGCAUCCAAUCAAGGGAACCUUCGACAUAUUUGGCCAUUCUCACCAAAUCUUCCAUGUAAUGGUUGUCAUUGCUGCUUUUUGCCAUUGGCUAGCCUUAGUUGGCUGCUAUCACUAUUUGCAUCAAUAUACUUUAGCAUAG
Messenger RNA from Hyphopichia burtonii NRRL Y-1933, 972 nucleotides. Its product is annotated as PAQR-type receptor. The record is from RefSeq and is a predicted model, not a curated record. Gene Ontology annotation, cellular component: membrane. Gene Ontology annotation, molecular function: signaling receptor activity. Bases 1 to 972 code for a protein of 323 amino acids. The transcript has a single exon. Lineage: Eukaryota; Fungi; Ascomycota; Pichiomycetes; Serinales; Debaryomycetaceae.